Ceratina calcarata is the source of this 40517-nucleotide messenger RNA. It is a transcript of the gene dpy, whose product is annotated as fibrillin-like protein dumpy. Gene Ontology annotation, cellular component: extracellular region. The annotation marks the transcript as partial. Lineage: Eukaryota; Metazoa; Arthropoda; Insecta; Hymenoptera; Apidae. Gene Ontology annotation, molecular function: calcium ion binding; peptidase inhibitor activity. The transcript has 115 exons. The record is from RefSeq and is a predicted model, not a curated record.
GGUUACAUCUGCGAAGGAGGGUUGUGUCUGAUUGGUUGUCGCACUCAUUCCGACUGUCCUUCCGCGUUAUCCUGCAUCAGCAACCGUUGCGAGGAUCCAUGCUCGGCAAACGGAUCACCUUGUGGGACAAACGCACUCUGCCGCGUUUCCAAUCAUAGAGCGGUGUGCCUGUGUCCCGAGGGAUUCCAGGGCGAACCUAGCCAAGAGUGUUACCAAUUGGAAUGUCACCGGGACGACGACUGCGAAGCCAACAAACACUGCAGCGAGGAUGGUGUCUGCACCAAUCCUUGCCUGCAACACGGAGUCUGCGGCUUCAACGCUCAAUGCAGGGUGGUUAACAGAAAGGCACAGUGCUCCUGUCCACCCGGACAUUAUGGAAAUCCUAAGAUCAACUGUAAGAAAGGUGGCGACGAGUGUCUAAGGAGACCCUGCGGAGUGAACGCGAAGUGCAGAGAAACGUUGAACGGAUUCGAAUGCACCUGCGACCCAGGAUGCCAAGGGGACCCACAUCAGGUUUGCAUCUGCGGUGGGGAACUGUGCAAGGAAACGCGAUGCGGCGUGAACGCUGCUUGCAGAAUUUACAAGAACCAACCCCAGUGCUACUGUCCACCAAAUUACCCAUCCGGUGACCCGAUGCAUGCCUGUAGCGGUGACAAGAGCCUGGGCGACUGUCGCACGAACGGCUGCGGCAAGGGUGCCGAGUGCAUACGAGACGGUGCGAUAUUCGUGUGCAGAUGUCCACCGGGUACCAGCGGAUCGCCGGACGUCGAGUGCAGCUCAGAGCGCGAAUGCACCAGUGACCUAGAGUGCCCGAACGAAAAAGCCUGCAUUGACCUGCAAUGCGUGGACCCGUGCGGUCUCCGGGGUGCCUGCGGGAUCAACGCCCUGUGCCGCGUGGUUCUGCACAAGCCCCGGUGCUCCUGUCCUCAGUGCUAUAUCGGCAUGCCGCGCACGGCCUGCCACCCGGACCCGAAAUGCGAAACGCUGAACCCGAGGCCGACGCCUAGCAUCGGUUGCUCCUCGGACCGCGACUGUCCCGAGAGCCUGUCCUGCAAUUCCCGCACCGGCGAGUGCCGCGACCCGUGCCUCGGCCCGCAGUACGGCUGCGAGGUGAACAAGAGGUGCCAGGUGCGCAGCCACCGGCCCACGUGCGUCUGCAAGUACGGGUUUGUCGUGAACGAGGUCGGCGAGUUGACGUGCGCUCCGGACACGUUGACCUGCGCGAGGGACUUCGACUGUCCGUCGAACGCGGCCUGCGUGAACGGGAAAUGCCAGAACCCGUGUAACGUCCGUAAGAGAAAACCGUGUCCGGCCGACAAAACCUGCGACGUCCUGGACCACCGUCCCGUAUGCAUAUGCACACAAAACUGCAAUCCCUCCCUCUCCAUUUGCCUGCGUGACAGUGGCUGCUCUCCAGACUUGGCGUGCCGCAACUAUCGCUGCGUGGACCCAUGCAGAAACUCCACCUGUCCGGCUGAUGCCCCCUGUUACGUGGAGGAGCACAAGCCUAUCUGCAAGUUCUGUCCCCCCGGCUUUGUGCCAGAUACUAAAUACGGAUGCAUGAAAGUUCUCCACAACGCGACCACAGACAAUAUCUGCGAGUACGACGAGGAUUGCGCCGACACAGAAGCCUGUGUCGAAGGGUCCUGCGUCGAUCCUUGCGUCGACCGAUGUCGAUCGGCGGUUCGAUGUCUGGUUAAAGCACACAGGCCUAUUUGCUGCGACGAUUACACAUGUACAAACACCACAGAGAUUUAUGAAACCACUACACUCUUAACCAGCACACAAUCUAAUAUUACUACUCAUGAGUAUGAAGAGAGUACGACUUCGAUAGGAACUACUGAAUCCUCGAGUAUGAUUAGUAUGGAAACUACCACGAUUUCUACUGUUGAAGAAAAUACUGUAUCCGUGGAAUCGACUGUGCCUGCUGUAAUUGUAUCUGGUACUACUGAGACUAUCGGGAGCACUACUUCUAUGACAGAAGUGCCGACUGUUGAAGAUAUUUCUACGGAGAACACGGAACUUGUUCCAACAGUGACGGAAACUGUUACAAUUCCUAGUGUUGAAGAAAAUACCGUAUCUGUGGAAUCGACCGUGCCUACUAUAAUUGUAUCUGGUACUACUAAGACUAUCGAAAGUACUACUUCUGAAGCAGAAGUACCGACUGUUAAAGACAUUUCAAUGGAGAACACCGAAUUUGUUCCGACAGUGACGGAAACUAUGACAAUUCCCAGUGUUGAAGAAAAUACCGUAUCCGUGGAAUCGACCGUGCCUACUAUAAUUGUGUUUGGUACAACUGAGACUAUCGGGAGCACUACUUCUAUGAUAGAAGUGCCUACUGUCAAAGAUAUUUCUGAAGAGAACACGGAACCUGUUCCAACAGUAAAAGGCAUAGAGUAUGAACCUACUGGUACAACUGAAGUAGUAUCUACCACAGAAUUGUUUGAGACUCAGGGGACUACGACUGAGAAAAUUCAAAUAGUUACUCCGGUUGUAUAUUUUCAUCCAACGAAUAGAACUUCGCCGUCUGGUGAAGUUAUUACUGUGACACCUAUAUAUUUGAACGAAUCCACUACAGAAACGACAAUAUUCACUGAAAGAGUUUCUAGUGAAAGUACAUCUGAAGAAAGUACUAACACAAUACCAAUGAGUACGGAGAGUACGAGUAUAGGAACGACAGAAAGUGUAACAUUGAUCACAGUGACGGCACAGUAUCCCUUGAAACAUCCGACGACUGAAUACGCUACAAUACCGGAAGUUGUUACUGUAACUCCUGUAUAUUUAAACGAAUCCACUACAGAAAUGAUGGAAUUUACUGAAAGAAGUUCUACUGAAAGUACAUCUGAAGAAAGUUUUAAUACAAUACCAACGAAUACAGAAAGUACGAGUUUAAGGACGACAGAGAAUGUAACAUUGAUCACUGUCACAGCGCAAUAUCCUACGAAAUAUGAAACGACGACUGAACAUCCUUUAAAGCAUGAGACAACGACUGAAUACUCUACGGUAUCAGAAGUUACGGAAACAAGUUCUCCAGAAAUUGUUACUCUUCAAGAAACCACUAAUAAAAUGCCACUGAGCACAGAGAAUUUGAAUCUAGGAACGACAGAGAAUGUAACGUUGAUUACUGUGACACCGGAAUAUCCUUUAAAGCAUGAAACCACGACUGAACAAUUUACUUCAAUGGAAACAGAAUAUUCGACGCGGGAAUCUUUGACAACUACGGAGAUUUCAAUAGAACAGUUGUCAACAACUGCAGAAUAUUCUACAGAGCAAUCUUCAGUAACUAUAGAAUAUCCAACGGAAUACUCCACAGUUCGGCCUUUAAUUACCGAACAAUAUUCAACAGAAAAAUCUUCAAUAACUACGGAACAAACUUCAACAAUUGAAUAUUAUACGCAACAAUCUUCCACGACAGAGCAAUAUUUUACUGAGCAAUUAACAACACAAUACUCAACAGAAAAAGUUCCCGGAGUCACCCAAUACUCAACAACCGAACAACACAUCACGGAAGAACAAUUAACGACUCAAUAUGCGACGUCGACAGAAUACUCGACGGAACAAUUGUUAACAACCGAACAAAUAAAAACAUACUCAACAGAAAAAUCAUCAACUGCCACGAAAUACUCAACAGAAUCAUCGACCGAACAAUACUUUACCCCGUCGACGACAACCGAGCAACAAAUCGGGGAACAAUCAACUGAACCGUAUACAACCGAGUUAACAUCCGAACGACUAACCACAGAACCACACACGACUCUAACAACUCCAGGGUAUACAGCUUGCGAACAGACUACUACCAUCAAUGCUACCGAUUGUAAAAUCUGUCCGAACGACACGUGUCGGCCCGUGUGCUUCAACCUAAACCAGAGUACAACUAAUUGUAGCGUACUCCCAGAUACCAAAUGCAAAACGCACGACGACUGUCUCUCCCAGUUGGCCUGCAUAAAUGAGCAAUGCCUGAACCCGUGCACCGUUCACAACCCAUGCGACUUUGUCGAAGUCUGCCACGUUCAGGAUCACAGACCCGUUUGCGUGAAAGAUGUAACGGAUGGUAGAGAUUGUCCUUAUUGCCCGCCUGGCAUGGAGUGCGACCCAACUACGUACACUUGUAUCAAAGCGGGUUGCACUAGCCACAAAGAUUGUCCGUUGACUGAGGCGUGCAUCGAGGGCACCUGUCAGGAACCGUGUCUCGUUUGGAAUCCCUGCGCCGCGAACGCGAUCUGCGUUAACACCAAUCACAAGGCCGACUGCAGCUGCGAGGAAGGAUACCACGGGAACGGUUUCUCUUAUUGCGAACUAGAAGAGGAAGGAAGGAACGUAUGCCAAUAUAACGAAGACUGUCCACCAUCUAAAUACUGCGACCGGCUGAACCGGAAGUGCAUCAACCCUUGCGCGGAAGCCGACUGCGGCGACAACACCAAAUGCUACUCGGAGAACCAUCAAGCGCAAUGCAAGUGCUUGCCCGGAUUCCAAGGCAACCCCCACGUCGGUUGCACGCAAUUAACCACAGAUCCAUGCGUGCCGAAUCCUUGCGGCUUGGAUGCUAUGUGCGAAAAUGACAAUGGCAAUCCGAUAUGCUUCUGUCCUAAGGGGCUUACCGGAAAUCCGUUUGAGAAAUGCAUUCCAGAAGGCGAUCAGUGUCAAGGGAACCCUUGCGGUGUGAAUUCCGGCUGCCGCUUGAUAUCAGGGCAAGUGAGAUGUUUCUGUCUGCCAGGAUACGAAGGAAAUCCUCCUAACACGCCUUGUACCUUACCUGGCAAUCCUUGUGAACCAUCCCCCUGUGGACCAAACACACAAUGCACCGUGUUAGAUAACGGUCUCUCCAAAUGUAGCUGUCUGCCAGGGUUCAUCGAAAGUCCCAACACAGUUAGAGGCUGCGUGCCUCGAUCUGACGAGUGCGAACCGAAUCCCUGCGGAAUCGGAGCCUUGUGCGAUUCGAACAGAGUGCCUCCUUGCUACUGCCCGGAUCACACCGCUGGCGAUCCUUAUCAGAGCUGUGCAGUAAUAGCGCCAGAAAAUCCAUGCCAACCGUCGCCAUGUGGUCCGUACAGCAAUUGCAGAGUAAUCGACAAUCAUGCUGUGUGUUCCUGUCAACCGGAUUACGUCGGCAGUCCUCCACAGUGUCGACCGGAGUGCGAAUCUAGCGCUGACUGCUCGCUGAACACUGCUUGCAUCGAACGGAGGUGCAGAGACCCAUGCCCGGGUACUUGUGGCGAGAACACUGAUUGCCAAGUCAGCAAUCAUAAUCCAGUGUGCAGUUGCAUAUCCGGAUUCACUGGAGACCCGUUCUUCGGAUGCGCCAGAGAACCGGAAGGAAAGCAACCAGGAUCAGAACCGAGCGGAAAUCCUUGUAUUCCAUCACCUUGUGGACCGAAUUCUCAGUGUCGCGUGAUCGAUGGUUUCCCGGCAUGUUCCUGUCUGCCAAACUACAUCGGCAAGGCACCUAACUGUCGCCCAGAGUGUACUAGCAACGCUGAGUGUCCCGGAAAUCUCGCCUGUCGCAACGAUCGAUGCGUGGAUCCUUGCCCAGGAUCUUGCGGUAUCAAUACCUUCUGCAAUGUCGUAAAACAUAAUCCAGUUUGCAUUUGCAACGCUGGCCACAGCGGGGAUCCAUUCAUCCAGUGUACACCCAUAUUAGAAGAACCUACGACAACAGAACAGCCUCGCACCCCUUGUAAUCCAUCACCCUGCGGUGCGAACGCGAUCUGCAACGAGCGUAACGGCGUCGGUUCCUGCACUUGUCUGCCAGAAUACAUCGGCGAUCCAUACACAGGCUGCAGACCAGAAUGCCUGAAGAACUCCGAUUGCGAUCCGAGCAAAGCUUGUCAAAACAACAAAUGCGCGAAUCCUUGUCCAGGUACCUGCGGGCAAAGCGCCACUUGCAGAGUCGUAAACCACGCUCCGUCGUGCACCUGUUUACCCGGUUUCACCGGCGAUCCUUUCACCGCGUGCAUGGGAAUUGAAGUAACUCCAGAACCCUUGCCUAUCAACCCUUGCGAGCCAUCGCCUUGCGGACCCAACAGCAACUGUCGCGUGCACAACGGACACGCUGUGUGCCUUUGUCAACCAGGAUUCGUCGGUGUACCUCCAGGUUGUCGCCCGGAGUGCAUAGUCAGCGCAGAAUGUUCUCAGAACAGAGCCUGCAUCGAUAACAAGUGCGCGGAUCCUUGCCCAGGAUCCUGCGGAGUGAACACGAAAUGCUUGACAGUGAAUCACAAUCCCAUCUGCUCCUGCGCGACUGGACACACUGGCAAUCCAUUGCUGCAGUGCACGAGGUUCAACAUGACUCAACCACCGUUCAAAGAUGUUGGAAAUCCAUGCGAGCCCAACCCAUGUGGACCGAAUUCGCAAUGUCGAGUAAUCGGCUCACAGCCGGCGUGUUCCUGUUUAUUGAAUUACAUUGGACGACCGCCGAAUUGCAGACCCGAGUGUGUGGAUGAUUCUGAUUGCUUCCACUCGGCAGCGUGUAUUAAUCAGCUGUGCAAGAAUCCUUGUCCUGGAGCUUGUGGCGAACUGGCUAGGUGUUCAGUGCAGAAUCAUGUUCCUAUUUGUACCUGUCCUGAGGGGUACGAGGGUGACGCUACUGUUCGCUGUUUCCUGGGACCGCCACCAACAACAGAUAUCAGCAUUGCCAAUCCAUGUUCUCCAAAUCCGUGCGGGCCCAACGCUCAAUGCCGCGAGAGGAAUGGUGCCGGAGCAUGCGUCUGCCCACUGGACCUCGUUGGCGACCCGUACGAUAACGAUAAGGGAUGCCACAGAGAGUGCGAAUCGAACAACGACUGCGCCCCGCAAUUGGCUUGUGUCGGAUUCAAGUGUUCCGAUCCUUGCCCGAGCACUUGCGGCACAUUGUCCAUCUGCAGAGUCCAGGAGCAUGUACCUGUAUGCACUUGCCCUCCAGGAUACACGGGAGAUCCGUACUUCGCUUGCGAAAUUAAAGAAAUGACGAAAAUGCCACCAUUAGAUCCAUGUUCACCGUCGCCCUGCGGUCCCAACAGCAAGUGUCGUGAAGUGAAUGGUCAGGCAGUUUGCACGUGUCUUCCGGAAUACAGAGGAAUUCCACCGAAUUGUAGACCGGAAUGUAUAGUGAACGCGGAGUGUCCGCCCCAUUUGGCUUGUUUGAACAAAAAGUGCGCGGAUCCUUGCCCGAAUACAUGUGGAUUGAGGGCACAGUGCACCACCAAGAACCAUAAUCCAAUUUGCACGUGUCCUACCGGAUUCACUGGUGAUCCCUUCACUCAAUGUUCUCUUGCUUAUGACGUUCCUUCGACCACGGAACGGCCGCCAUCGUGCAGCCCAUCACCUUGCGGGCCAAACUCCCUGUGCCAGAUCAUAUCCGGAAACCCAGCCUGCUCCUGCCUUCCGAAUUACAUCGGCGUCCCUCCAGAAUGCAGGCCAGAAUGCAUUUUAAGCUCUGAAUGCAAGAGUAAUCUCGCCUGCGUGAACCAGAGGUGUCAAGAUCCUUGUCCAGGCUCUUGUGGUGUCAAUGCACAGUGUCAUAUUUUGAACCACAUUCCUGUGUGCACUUGUAUGGAAGGAUUCACCGGUGAUCCGUUUACUCAAUGCACAGUCAUUCCUCCAACAACCGUACCAUCUGUGAGCGACCCAUGCAGUCCGUCGCCUUGCGGGCCGAACUCGAUAUGCAAGAACGGUGAAUGCGAAUGCCUGCCUGAAUACAUCGGCAACCCUUACGAAGCUUGCAGGCCAGAAUGCAUCCUCAACUCGGAGUGCCCACGUGACAAGACUUGCCUGAAGAACAAGUGCAAGGAUCCUUGUCCCGGCACGUGCGGUCAGAACGCACUUUGUGACAUCAUAAAUCACAUUCCCGUCUGUUCUUGCCCGUCUGGAUACGUUGGAGAUCCUUUCAUCAACUGCCGCGUUCAACCGCAAAUUCCACAAUCUUCAAGGGACCCAUGCUCUCCCUCGCCAUGUGGGCCAAACAGUCAAUGUCGCAAUAUUGAGGAUCAUGCCGUGUGUUCCUGCCUUCAAGGAUACCUCGGAUCUCCGCCAUCCUGCAAACCUGAAUGCGUCGUCAGCUCGGAGUGUCCACCAACGCGUGCAUGCGUCAAUCAAAAGUGCACCGAUCCUUGCUUGGGUUCUUGCGGAUUGAACGCUAGAUGCGAAGUCAUUAAUCACUCGCCCAUCUGCAGUUGCGUUCCUGGACAAACCGGAGAUCCGUUCAGGAGUUGUUACGAAAUUCAACUGCCGCCAGAGACAAAAGAAACGGGAGAUCCUUGCAACCCUUCGCCCUGUGGACCAAAUGCUCAGUGUCAAAACAUAAAUGGUUUCCCAACAUGUUCUUGUCUUCCUACAUACAUCGGAACUCCCCCGAACUGUCGUCCAGAGUGUUUGAUAAACCCCGAUUGUCCAACGGACAAGGCAUGUAUAAAUUCGAAGUGUACGAAUCCUUGUUCUGGAUCCUGCGCUGAGAAUGCUAAGUGCCUUGUGGUCAACCAUGCAGUUACUUGCUCGUGCUCGUCCGGCUACACGGGAAAUCCAUUUGUUCAGUGCAUUAUAUUGGAAGAAGAAGCUAUUAACCCAUGCGAACCAUCGCCAUGUGGACCCAACGCAAUUUGCCAGCAACGCGACAACGUCGGCGCGUGCAUCUGCAUCGACGAUUACCACGGGAACCCUUACGAAGGCUGUCAACCGGAAUGCAUCCUUAGUUCAGAUUGCCCAACCAACAAAGCCUGCGUGCGGAACAAGUGCGAGGAUCCUUGCCCAGGAAUAUGCGGCAUUCAAGCUCAGUGCUCAGUUAUCAAUCACAUCCCGACUUGUACUUGCCAACCCGGUUACGUGGGAGAUCCGUUCAACAGUUGCACUUUACCGGUCAGCCCAAGCACCGAGCCCACGGUGACCGAUCCCUGUCUGCCGUCUCCCUGUGGACCUAACAGUCUAUGUAGAACCGUGAACGACCAAGCUGUGUGUACUUGCCAAGAGUCUUUCGUCGGAUCACCGCCUAACUGCAGACCGGAGUGCGUGGUGAACUCGGAAUGCCCGCAGAACAGAGCUUGUUACAAGUACAAGUGCACUGAUCCUUGCCCUGGAACUUGUGGCGUUGGAGCUAAUUGCAGAGUGAUCAAUCAUAAUCCGUUGUGCAGCUGUCCGCAGGCAACUACGGGAGAUCCCUUCUCCAGGUGUUAUCCUCAGAUAGUCACUCCAGUGCCGCCGGUGGGUGAUCCUUGCAGCCCAAGUCCUUGUGGUUUGUACGCGGAAUGUAGAGCAAUCGGGGACCAGGCUGCUUGCUCCUGUUUGAAGAACUACAUAGGAUUGCCGCCUAAUUGUCGCCCGGAAUGCGUUGUCAACACAGACUGUCCGUCAAAUCAAGCUUGCAUCUCCGAGAAAUGUCGAGAUCCUUGCGUUGGAUCCUGUGGACAGAACGCGGACUGCCGAGUGCAGAAUCAUAUACCCAUUUGCUUAUGUCAGCAAGAUUACACCGGCGACCCCUUCACCCUGUGCUCACAAAUAAUAGAACAACCGAAGACACCGGAGGAUCUGUGCAACCCAUCGCCUUGCGGACCGAACGCCGAUUGCAACGACGGAAUCUGCACGUGCCUUCCGAAUUACUUCGGCGAUCCUUAUUCGUACUGUCGACCAGAAUGCACGAUGAAUUCGGACUGUUCUCGAGUAAAGGCUUGCGUUAAUCACAACUGCGUGGACCCGUGCAUUGGAACCUGCGGUACCAACGCGAGAUGCGACGUGGUAAAUCACAUUCCAAUGUGCAGUUGUUCUACUGGCACCAUCGGGGAUCCAUUUGUAUUGUGUCGUCCACAAAUUUCUGAAGAACCAAGAAGGCAACCAUGUACGCCGUCACCUUGCGGAGCGAACAGCGUCUGCAAAGUGGUGAACGACCAUGCAGUCUGUUCCUGCCAAUCUGGAUUCAUCGGGAGCCCUCCUGCAUGCAGACCAGAAUGCGUGGUCAGCGCGGAAUGUCCUUUGACUCAAGCUUGCCUGAAUAACAAAUGCCAGGAUCCUUGUCCGGGAACCUGCGGUCAGAACACCAAAUGCCAAGUGCUAAAUCACAACCCUAUAUGCAGCUGCGACGAGGGAUACACAGGAGACCCGUUCACUAGAUGCUUCUUGAUGCCCAAGCAACCACCGGUGCCAACGAAUCCGUGCCAACCGUCGCCCUGCGGUCCCAACGCGGAGUGUCAAGUGCGCGGCGAUAGUCCGGCGUGUUCGUGCAUCGAAAAUUACGUGGGCGUCCCGCCAAAUUGCCGACCCGAGUGCACGAUCAAUCCGGAAUGCCCGCCGCAUUUGGCGUGCUUGCAGCAAAAGUGUCGCGAUCCGUGUGUCGGUCUGUGCGGUUCGAACGCGCAAUGCUCGGUAGUGAAUCACCACGCGGUGUGUGCUUGUGUAGAAAAUUUCGUCGGGGAUCCGUUCAGCAUUUGCGAGCCGGUCACCAAGGAUGUACCCCUAGAUCUUAGGAGACCGUGCGAGCCUUCCCCCUGCGGUCUGAACGCGAUCUGUCGCGAGAACAACGGCGUCGGCUCCUGUUCCUGUCCGACAGAUUACAUAGGCGACCCGUACCAAGGAUGCAGACCCGAGUGUACCCAAAAUUCCGAUUGCCCGAUGACGAUGGCCUGCACGAGGCUCAAGUGCCAAGACCCUUGUCCAGGAACCUGUGGACUGCAGGCCCGAUGCGAAACGAUCAAUCACGUUCCAGUUUGUUCGUGUAACACUGGUUAUACUGGCAAUCCUUUCACUUAUUGCACCCCGGCCCCUGUUACCCCGACCGUCUCAGACCCCUGUAGUCCCACACCGUGCGGACCCAACAGUCAAUGUAGAAACGUGGACGACCACGCCGUGUGCUCCUGCCUGACGAAUUUCGUUGGAACCCCGCCGAACUGUCGCCCCGAGUGCGUAGUGAACAAUGAGUGUCCCAGAGAGCUCGCGUGCAUCAAUCAGAAAUGCACGUCGCCGUGCGUAAAUUCGUGCGGUAUCAACACGCAAUGCAAGGUGGUCAACCAUAAUCCAAUUUGCUUCUGCAAUUUCGGAUACACCGGUGACCCGUUCACCAGAUGUUUCCCCGCUCCACAGCCCCAGAACGAUUUUCCCCUGGCCCCACAAGACCCGUGCGUGCCGUCACCCUGCGGCGCGUAUGCAGCAUGCCGAAACAUCGGUGGCACAGCUUCCUGUUCCUGCCUGCCAGGAUGUCUAGGUAUCCCACCAAAUUGUCGUCCGGAAUGUCGCGUCCAUUCCGACUGUCCCAUGAAUCUAGCAUGCGCCAACGAAAAGUGCCGAGACCCCUGCCAAGGGUCUUGCGGCGUGACCUCGCUCUGUACAGUUUACAACCACGUGCCUAUGUGCACCUGCCCCGAAGGAUACACCGGUGACCCCUUCAGCAAUUGCUACCCCGCCCCGAGACCAACUGAACCGACUGUUGACCCGUGCGCGAAUUCGCCCUGUGGCCCGAACACGCGUUGCGAUAAUGGAAUUUGCACGUGUUUGCUGGAGUAUCAGGGCGAUCCUUACAUCGGUUGCCGACCGGAGUGUGUUCUUAACACGGAUUGCCCACAGAAUAGAGCUUGUAUCAGGAAUAAGUGUGUCGACCCUUGCCCCGGUACCUGCGGUCGAAACGCUCAGUGUCUAGUAUACAAUCACAUGCCUAUGUGCAGUUGUCCUAACGGAAUGGUUGGAAACGCGUUUGUUCAAUGCAUCCUUCAAGAUACUGUAAAAACGAAUCCUUGCUCACCCUCGCCCUGUGGACCGAAUAGUAUUUGUCGCGAGAUCAACGAACAGCCAGUAUGUACCUGCGUGCUAGGAUUUCUGGGUGCACCUCCCGCGUGCAGACCGGAGUGCACAGUGAGCUCUGACUGUCCCCUUAACGAAGCAUGCACGAACCAAAAGUGUGUGGAUCCUUGUCCUGGUUCUUGCGGGAUCAGAGCUACUUGUAACGUUGUCAAUCACAAUCCCGUGUGCAGUUGCUUGCCCGAACACACUGGCGAUCCAUUCAUUCAAUGUAUUCCACGACCACUCGAGCCUGUGCAGCCGCAAAACCCAUGCGUACCCUCACCCUGCGGGCCCAAUUCUAUAUGCAGAGUCAUCAACGAAGCACCUUCUUGUUCUUGUUCACCGGAAUUCGUAGGCACCCCUCCCAAUUGUAGACCAGAGUGUGUCAGCAAUAGCGAAUGUCUUAGCAACUUGGCUUGUAUCAAUCGAAAGUGUCGAGAUCCAUGUCCAGGCUCGUGUGGUUCCAACGCUGAGUGCCGGGUGGUCAGUCAUACACCGAUGUGCGGCUGCCUGGCUGGUUUCACAGGCGAUCCCUUCACGCAGUGUAUCCCCAAACCCGAAAUCGAACCCACGCCGCAAUCCCCGUGCACCCCGUCGCCCUGUGGUCCGAACGCAAUUUGCAAAGAGUUAAACGGUGCUGGCUCCUGCACCUGCGCCCCGGAUUACAUAGGAAACCCGUACGAGGGAUGCCGACCCGAGUGUACUGUGAGCUCCGACUGCCCCUCGAAUCUAGCCUGCACCAGAUCGAAAUGCCAAGACCCUUGCCCUGGCACGUGCAGUCAAAACGCUGAUUGCGCGGUGAUCAAUCACCUGCCCAGCUGCACCUGCCGCGCUGGAUUCACGGGAGAUCCCUUCGUGAACUGUUAUAUCCAGCCAACGGUUACCCCAGUGGAUAGAAACCCUUGUAGUCCCUCGCCCUGCGGACCGAACAGCUUAUGCCGCGUGAACAACGGCCAAGCCGUGUGCACUUGCCUCCCCGAUUAUAUCGGGAGCCCACCCGGAUGCCGACCCGAGUGCGUGGUCAGCGCGGAAUGUCCCCUGAACAGAGCUUGCGUUAAUCAGAAGUGUACUGACCCCUGCCCUGGCCGCUGCGGCUCUAACGCAGAUUGCAGGAUCGUAAAUCAUAGUCCGAUCUGUGCUUGCAAGUUGGACUACACCGGAGACCCGUUCACCAGAUGUUUUUCCACGCCAAAACCAUUGCCAUCUCCCGUUGAAAACCCGUGUGUACCAUCCCCCUGUGGCCCGAACUCGGAAUGUCGCGAUAUCGGAGGUGCCCCGUCCUGUUCCUGUUUACCAACCUACAUGGGCAGCCCGCCGAAUUGUAGACCGGAGUGCACCAUAAAUCCAGACUGUCCCAGCAAUCAGGCUUGCAUGAACCAAAAAUGCAGAGACCCUUGCCCCGGCUCGUGCGGUACUUUCGCACAGUGUACGGUGAUCAAUCACGUGCCCAUGUGUAGCUGUAUCGAAGGCUACACCGGAGAUCCGUUCAGCAAUUGCUAUACCAAACCACCACAAUCAACAAUAUCUGAUGACCCUUGCAAUCCGUCACCCUGUGGACCGAACGCAGAGUGCAACAACGGAGUCUGCACUUGUUUAAUCGAAUAUCAAGGAGACCCAUACGUAGGAUGUAGACCCGAAUGCGUUCUCAAUACCGAUUGCCCAUUGAAUCGAGCUUGCGUCCGUAAUCGGUGCACCGAUCCUUGCAUAGGCACCUGUGGACAGAAUGCUAUUUGCAAUGUUUUCAAUCAUGUUCCAAUGUGCAGUUGUCCCUCUGGGAUGAGUGGCAAUGCCUUCGUCCUCUGUUCCCAAAUUCAAGAAGUAAUUCCGGAAACACCGUGCAGUCCGUCUCCAUGUGGUCCGAAUAGUCAAUGUAGGCCAAUCAAUGGCCAAGCUGUUUGUUCCUGUGUACCUGGCUACAUCGGGAGUCCCCCUUCGUGUAGACCAGAGUGCGUAGUCAGCUCGGACUGCGCCAGGAAUGAGGCAUGUAGCAACUUGAGGUGUGUGAACCCUUGCGUGGGAAGCUGUGGCGUCCGCGCACAGUGUCAAGUCAUCAAUCACAAUCCCGUAUGCAGUUGUCCUGCGCGAAUGUCAGGAGACCCAUUCGUUGGAUGCUUUCCUAUCACGGAAACCAAGCCAGAGAUCGUAAACGUAUGCCAACCAUCACCUUGCGGUCCUAACGCGGUAUGCCAGGUGGUAAACGACUCCCCGUCGUGCAGUUGCAUGCCAGGAUUUAUUAACUCCCCGCCGAAUUGCCGUCCCGAGUGUGUUAGCAAUAGUGAAUGCCCGGACCAUCAGGCUUGCAUCAAUCAAAAGUGUAGAGAUCCUUGUCCCGGAUCCUGUGGGUCGAACGCCGAGUGUCGCGUGGUCAGUCAUACACCCAUGUGCGUCUGCUCCAAUGGGUACACUGGCGACCCGUUCACGCAGUGCGUUCUAUUCGAAGAAUCGAGGCCAGUUUCUCCUUGCACUCCAUCACCCUGCGGUUCGAACGCGAUCUGUAAAGAGCAAAACGGUGUAGGAUCUUGCGCAUGUUUGCCCGAGUACAUCGGCAAUCCGUAUGAGGGAUGUCGACCGGAGUGUACCGUUAGCUCGGACUGUCCUUCGAACUUAGCGUGUAUCAGAAAUAGGUGUCAGAAUCCUUGUCCAGGAACCUGUGGACAAGACGCUGUUUGCCAAGUUAUCAAUCACACCCCCAUGUGCACUUGCAUUCCUGGUUUUACGGGAGAUCCAUUCAGAUUUUGCCAACUUAUGCGAGAACCUGACAAAGUCGAAGACCAAACAGAUCCGUGCGUUCCGUCGCCCUGCGGACCGAACAGUCAGUGUCGGGUCGUUUCCGGUAACGCGGUGUGCUCCUGCUUGCCAGAGUACACCGGAACUCCUCCCUCGUGUCGUCCGGAGUGCGUCGUCAGCUCGGACUGUCCUUCGAACCGUGCCUGCGUGAAUCAGAAAUGCGUGAACCCGUGUCCGCGACCCUGUGGACAGAAUACUAAUUGUCUAGUCGUAAAUCACAGUCCCAUUUGUACCUGCAGUCACAAUUAUUUCACUUUGAAUAACUUUUGUCAUUUAUCAUUUCUAUGGUUCAACCAAACUCAACCAGCGUUACCUGAUCUACCUCAAAACCCCUGCGUACCAUCCCCUUGCGGUCCGUACUCAGAAUGCCGAGAUAUCGGUGGCGCGCCUUCGUGUUCCUGUUUAGUUAAUUACUUCGGCAGCCCACCCAACUGUAGACCAGAAUGUACAGUGAACUCGGACUGUCCAAGCGACAGAGCGUGCAUCAGACAGAAAUGCACGGACCCCUGCCCUGGUUCCUGCGGCCUGUCCGCGCGAUGCACGGUUUUCAAUCACGUUCCAAUUUGCACCUGCAUAGAGGGAUUCACCGGCGAUCCUUUCAGCAGCUGCUCUCCCGCCCCGCCUGUCGCAACGGUACCCGAAGACCCAUGCAACCCUUCACCUUGCGGUCCCAAUGCACAAUGCAACGACGGUGUCUGCACAUGUCUAUCCGAGUAUCAGGGUGACCCUUACGUCGGUUGCCGACCGGAAUGUGUUUUAAAUACGGAUUGUCCCUUGAACAGAGCCUGUCUACGCAAUAAAUGCAUGGACCCUUGUACUGGCACUUGUGGUCAAAACGCGAUUUGUAAUGUAUAUAAUCAUAUACCAAUGUGCAGUUGUCCUGUUGGAAUGACGGGAAGCGCUUUCAUAUCUUGCAGCCCAUUCAGAGACCCUGUCGUGUCUAAUCCGUGUAAUCCAUCACCCUGUGGACCGAACAGUCAGUGCAGAGAGAUUAACGAGCAAGCCGUGUGCACUUGCAUUCUUGGUUUUGUCGGCAUUCCACCGACUUGCAGACCAGAGUGCGUGGUGAGCACGGAUUGCGGACCCACCGAAGCCUGUAUCAAUCAGAAAUGUAGCAACCCUUGUAUCGGCACUUGUGGAAUCCGGGCGACUUGUCAAGUAGUUAAUCAUAAUCCGAUUUGCAAUUGCCCUACUGGCAUGAUUGGCGAUCCCUUCGUCAGGUGUACGGAGAAACCAUUGGAAGCGCCACCGCAACAAAAUCCUUGCGUGCCGUCGCCCUGUGGGCCAAACGCGCAAUGUCAAGUAGUGAACGACUCCCCAUCGUGUUCUUGCUUACCAGAAUUCGUUAGUUCUCCUCCAAACUGUCGACCGGAGUGCGUCAGCAAUAGUGAAUGUCCGAGCAAUUUAGCUUGCAUCAAUCAAAGAUGUAGAGAUCCCUGCCCGGGCUCUUGUGGCGCGAAUGCCGAAUGCAAUAUCGUAUCCCAUACACCGAUGUGCUCUUGUUCUCAAGGAUUCACCGGAGAUCCGUUCACUCAAUGUGUUACUCAACAACUUAUACCAAUGUACAUGCCUGAACCUUGUGUACCAUCUCCUUGCGGUGCGAACGCACUCUGCAAAGAACGAAACGGAGUAGGUUCGUGUUCCUGCUUAGCAGGGUACAUAGGCAAUCCUUACGAGGGCUGCAGGCCGGAAUGCGUGAUAAACUCAGAUUGUGUACCAAGUAAAACUUGCAAUCGAUUCAAAUGCGAGGACCCAUGUCCCGGCACUUGUGGCCAGAACGCAGUUUGCCAAGUAGUGAAUCACGUGGCCACUUGUAACUGCUUGCCCCGAUACACCGGUGAUCCAUUCAGAUUUUGUAGAGAAGAGGAGAUAGUUACCUUGCCAAGUGUGGUGAAUCCCUGUCAACCAUCACCUUGCGGACCGAAUAGUGUCUGCAGAGAGAACAAUGGGCAAGCUGUAUGCUCCUGUUCGCCAAAUUUUAUCGGGUCACCCCCGUCAUGUAGGCCAGAAUGUGUAGUUAGCGCGGAAUGUGCUCCGAAUCGGGUUUGCGUUAACCAGAAGUGCGUUGACCCUUGCCCUGAUCCUUGUGGAAGGAACGCGGUUUGCAGAGUCAUCAACCGAAGUCCUAUUUGUUCCUGCCAGCCAGGUUUUACCGGGGACGCUUUCACCAUCUGUUUCCCCACCCCACGUCCGGAAGUUGCAACGCCCACGCAACAGGACCCUUGCCUGCCAUCCCCUUGCGGUCCCUACUCGCAGUGCCGCAAUGUUGGAGGGAACCCUUCCUGUUCCUGUUCAACCUCUUACAUUGGUAUCCCGCCUAAUUGUAGACCAGAAUGCACGAUCAAUGCGGAGUGCUCGAGUGCGCUCGCUUGCAUUCGCGAGAAGUGUUCCGAUCCUUGUCCAGGAUCUUGUGGAUUCGGCGCACGAUGCACUGUUCUCAAUCAUGUCCCGAUUUGUUCUUGUCCUGAAGGAUAUACGGGAGACCCCUUCAGCAAUUGCGUCCUCAGUCCCGUAAUACCCGAGGAACCGAUAUCAGACCCUUGCAACCCUUCACCAUGCGGUGCAAACGCACUCUGUCGCGACGGCACGUGCACGUGUCUCCCAGAAUUCCAAGGCGAUCCGUACACCGGAUGCCGCCCCGAGUGCGUAAUGAACAACGACUGCGCUCGCGACAGAGCUUGCAUGAGGAACAAAUGCGUGGACCCUUGUAUAGGAACAUGUGGACAAAACGCCCAAUGCCAAACAAUUAAUUACGUUCCUAUGUGCAGCUGUCCCGUGGGCAUGUCCGGAAAUGCUUUCGUUUCCUGUUCCCCCAUUCAGGAAGACGUAGCUCAGAAUCCUUGCAACCCUUCGCCCUGUGGACCAAAUAGUCACUGCCAGGAAGUGAACGGAAUCGCGGUUUGCAAGUGUAUAGAAGGUUUCACAGGCAAUCCGCCUACUUGUCGACCGGAAUGCGUGGUCAGUUCGGACUGCGAGCAGUCAAGAGCUUGUAUCAAUCAGAAAUGUAGAGACCCUUGUCCUGGAACAUGUGGUUUGAGGACGGAAUGCUCUGUGGUCAAUCACAAUCCCAUUUGCAGAUGUCCCGAAGGUCUGACUGGUGAUCCUUUCACUAGUUGUACUAUUAUAGUCGAAGAACCUCAGGAACCGGUUAACCCGUGCUACCCUUCGCCCUGCGGCCCGAACGCACAAUGUCAAGUCGUUAACCAAGCACCCUCGUGCUCGUGCUUACAAGAAUUUAUCGGAUCCCCACCGAACUGUAGACCUGAAUGCAUCAGCAAUAGCGAAUGUCCUAUUCGCGAAGCUUGCAUAAAUCAGAAAUGCAGAGAUCCCUGUCCAGGAUUAUGUGGAGCUAACGCUGAAUGUAGUAUGUUCAGUCACACCCCUAUUUGCUCCUGCACGACAGGAUUUACUGGAGAUCCUUUUGUUCAAUGCACUCCUGUUCAAAUUGCCGAAGAAAGACCUUCGCCUUGCACUCCGUCACCUUGCGGCGCGAACGCCGUUUGCAGGGCUUCAGGCACCGCAGGUGCUUGCACCUGCUUGCCUGAUUAUAUUGGAAACCCUUAUGAGGGUUGCAGACCAGAGUGUGUCGUGAAUUCCGACUGUCCUGCGAAUCUCGCGUGCGUCAGAUCGAAAUGUCAAGAUCCAUGCCCGGGCGCUUGUGGUCAAAAUGCUAUGUGCAAUGUCGUGAACCAUCUACCUAUGUGCACUUGCACGCAGGGCUAUACAGGGGAUCCGUUUAGAUAUUGCAGUCUCAAUCCGAUCAGUCAAGAAGAUGAAACGACAGACCCAUGCAACCCCUCACCCUGCGGACCGAACAGCGAAUGUCGCGUGAAUAAUAAUCAGGCGAUUUGUUCCUGUCGAUCUUCCUACCUCGGCACUCCACCUAAUUGUAGACCAGAGUGUGUGGCCAGCACCGAGUGUCCUCUGACUCGGGCCUGUGUGAACCAAAAAUGCGUAGACCCCUGCCCCAACUCGUGUGGCGUCAACGCCAAUUGCAGGAUCAUUAAUCACAGCCCAAUUUGCUUCUGCGAAAACGGAUUCACCGGUGACCCGUUCACCGCGUGUUUCCGUGCUCCUGCUCCGGUAGAAACACCUAUGGUACAAAAAGACCCUUGCUCGCCAUCACCCUGCGGUCCCAAUGCAAUCUGCCAAAACGUGGGUCAGACUCCAGCUUGCACGUGUUUGCAAAACUACCGUGGUAGUCCGCCAUACUGUAGACCAGAGUGUACAAUUAAUUCCGAAUGUCCUAGCAAUCAAGCUUGCAUCCAGGAGAGAUGCAGAGAUCCUUGCCCAGGUUCUUGCGGUUUCAAUGCCCGGUGUACAGUGUUCAAUCACGUUCCCAUGUGUUCGUGUAUCGAAGGGUACACCGGCGAUCCGUUCAGUCAAUGCAAUCAACAGAUCAACCCUCCUGAACCGUCGGAAGUAGAUUUGUGCAACCCAUCUCCCUGUGGACCGAACGCUCAAUGCGACAAUGGAAUUUGCUCUUGCAUGCCCAAUUAUUUUGGAGACUCCAAUUUCGGUUGUCGACCAGAGUGCGUGCUCAACACCGAUUGUCCUCGGGACAGAGCUUGUGUGAGGAACAAGUGUGAAGAUCCUUGUGUCGGCACUUGUGCGAGUAACGCAAUUUGCAAUGUUGUUAAUCACGUGCCGAUGUGCAGCUGCCCAGUCGGCUUCGAGGGAAACGCGUUCGCAUUCUGUCGACCAGCUAUAGCCGAUGUUCCAUCCAACCCGUGCAGCCCGUCACCCUGCGGACCGAACAGUAGAUGUAGAUCGAAUAACGGCCAAGCAAUAUGUAGUUGUGUGCCAGGUUAUUUAGGAAAUCCGCCUAACUGUCGUCCAGAGUGUAUAGUCAAUUCAGAGUGCCCACAAAAUGAAAUUUGUACAAAUCAAAAAUGUAGAAAUCCUUGCAUCGGGACCUGCGGUUUAGGUGCUCGUUGCACAGUUGCAAAUCGCAAUCCCAUUUGCCACUGUCCGGAAGGAUUCACGGGUGAUCCAUUCGUUAGAUGCCUUCCACCUCCACCAGUUCCAACGGAACCGAUAAACGUUUGCCAACCGUCACCCUGUGGACCCAAUGCUCAGUGUCAGAUAGCAGGAAACUCACCCUCUUGCUCCUGUUUACCCGAUUUCAUCGGUUCGCCACCGAAUUGCAGGCCUGAGUGCGUCAGCAAUAGCGAGUGUCCUAAUAGUCAAGCAUGCGUGAACCAAAAAUGCAGAGAUCCUUGCCCCGGGUCCUGUGGAACUAAUGCUCAGUGUCGAACUGUCAGCCAUACGCCAAUGUGUUACUGUGAUAAUGGAUACACCGGCGAUCCUUUCACUCAAUGCAUUAUUAGACCCAUUGAGGCCACCCAAGUGCAAGUGAAUCCCUGUUUACCCUCCCCUUGCGGAUCGAACGCGAGAUGCACAGAGAGAAACGAUGCAGGCUCUUGCACCUGCCUUCCGGGUUACGUGGGAAAUCCUUACGACGGAUGUAGACCAGAAUGCGUUCUAGACUCUGACUGUUCACCUAAUCGAGCUUGUAUCAAUUCUAAAUGCGUUGACCCGUGCCCGGGAACGUGUGGUACCAACGCAGAGUGUCGAAUUAUUAAUCACCGAGCUACUUGCUCUUGCUUUACUGGUUACACUGGUGACCCUUAUCGAUACUGUUCCGUCCAACCCAUUGUUUCUGAUGCCCCGAAAGACCCUUGUGGAAAUGCUCAGUGCGGUCCAAAUAGCCAGUGCAGAGUGAUAAACGAAGUAGCUGUUUGCUCUUGCACGCCGGGCUACGUUGGCACGCCACCGGGUUGUAGACCCGAGUGUGUCACUAGUUCAGAAUGCGCCUCGGACAGAGCUUGCGUGAGGCAGAAGUGUACGAACCCGUGCCCUGCUUCCUGCGGACAGAAUUCUAAUUGCAGGGUGAUCAAUCACGCGCCUCUUUGCAGUUGCAUGGGAGGCUACACCGGUGAUCCGUUCACUGUGUGUUUCCCCAUCCCGUUGACACCACCCGUUCAGAACGACGUCAUUCCAAAAGAUCCGUGCAUUCCAUCCCCAUGUGGCGCCUAUUCGGAAUGUCGCAACAUCGGCGGUAUACCGUCUUGUUCUUGCUUAGCUACAUACACUGGAAGUCCUCCAAAUUGUAGACCAGAAUGUAACAUAAACUCGGACUGUGCCCCCAACCAAGCCUGUAUGAAUCAAAAAUGUAGAGACCCUUGCCCUGGAUCCUGUGCAUCUCAAGCUCAAUGCACUGUUAUCAAUCACGUCCCCACUUGCUCAUGCCUGCCCGGUUACACCGGAGACCCGUUCACCAAUUGCUUCCUCGAACCACCUCGUCCGGUUGAAACUGACCCGUGCAAUCCUUCGCCUUGCGGACCGAACGCACGUUGUGACAACGGCAUUUGCAGUUGUUUGUCGGAAUAUUUCGGCGAUCCGUACACGGGUUGCAGACCGGAAUGCGUUCUCAGCAACGAAUGUCCAACGAACAGAGCGUGUAUUGUAUACAAAUGCGUCGACCCGUGCGUCGGUAUUUGCGGACAGAAUGCAUUGUGCAACGUUUUCAACCACGUUCCCAUGUGCAGUUGUCCCAUGGGAAUGUCCGGCAAUGCUUUCAUACUCUGUUCACCCGUCCAAGUAACUACUGUGAGCGAUCCUUGCAAUCCGUCACCUUGUGGUCCCAAUAGCCAAUGCAGGCAAAACAAUAUGCAAGCUGUGUGCUCCUGCAUAGACGGAUACAUCGGCGCUCCGCCUACUUGUAGACCAGAAUGCACGGUUAGCUCGGACUGUCCACUAAACGAAGCUUGUACAAACCAAAGAUGUAGUAAUCCUUGUCCUGGAAGCUGUGGACUGAACGCGAUUUGCAACGUCGUGAACCAUAAUCCCGUGUGUUCAUGUAGAGAAAGACUGACCGGUGACCCAUUCGUCAGAUGUUAUCCAAUGCCUGAGAGGCCUCCGAUUCCCACCAACCCCUGUCAGCCGUCCCCUUGUGGACCAAACGCGGAAUGUCAAGCAAUAAAUGAUCAACCGUCUUGUUCUUGCCUCCAAGAAUUCAUUGGCUCACCCCCUAAUUGCCGACCCGAAUGCGUCAGUAAUAGCGAGUGUCCCAACCAAUUCGCGUGCAUCAAUCGAAAAUGUAGUGAUCCUUGUAUUAAUUCCUGUGGAUUGAAUGCAAUUUGCAACGUCGUCAGUCACACACCGAUGUGCGCUUGCAACGAUGGGUACAUAGGAGAUCCGUUUACCCAGUGUAAUCCUCAACAAUUCGACGUUCAAGUUAGCAGACCAGAUCCUUGCACUCCGUCUCCCUGUGGGGCGAAUGCAAUCUGCAGGGUGCAACAAAACUCUGCUUCCUGUUCCUGUCAGAACGACUAUAUUGGGAAUCCUUACGAGGGCUGCAGACCUGAAUGUACCCUUAGUUCGGACUGUCCGACCAAUCAGGCGUGUAUCAGGUCAAAGUGUAGGGACCCUUGUCCAGGCACUUGUGGCCAGAACGCCCAAUGUUACGUUGUCAAUCACGCGGCUACGUGUACCUGCUUUGAACGGCACACCGGUGAUCCCUUUGUGUACUGUACUCCUCUGAGAGAGCCACAACCAAAUCUAGCCAAUCCUUGCGAGCCAUCGCCUUGCGGACCUUACAGUCAAUGUAGAGAGUCCAAUGGCCAAGCUACGUGUUCUUGCUUGCCAAAUUACACCGGCACUCCUCCCAAUUGUCGACCAGAGUGUACAGUCAGCUCCGACUGCCCGUUGAACCGUGCCUGCAGGAAUAAUAAAUGCGAGGAUCCUUGUCCCAACUCUUGCGGUCAACAGAGCACGUGCAGAGUCAUGAACCACAGUCCAAUUUGUAGUUGCAAGCCAGGAUUCACUGGCGAUCCCUUCACUCAAUGCUUCUUCAAUCCACCCCCACUGGUAGAGACGCCGACAGAUCCCUGUAUAAACUCACCCUGCGGACCGAACUCCCAAUGUCGCAACAUUAACGGCUCCCCGUCGUGUUCUUGUUCACCUAAUUACCUUGGCGUCCCACCAAACUGUCGCCCAGAAUGCGUAGUCAACACAGACUGUCCCAGGAACCAAGCGUGUAUCCGUGAAAGGUGUCAGGAUCCUUGCCCAGGGUCCUGUGGAAUUAAUAGCAUCUGCGCGGUCCACAAUCACGUCCCUGUUUGCACGUGUUUGGAAGGAUACACCGGCGAUCCUUUUACUAGUUGCCAACCCAAACCGAUGAUAGCGGAAGAGCCGGUAGUAGACCCUUGCAGCAGCUCGCCUUGUGGCCCCAACGCUCAAUGUAAUAAUGGCCUGUGCUCCUGUCUACCUGAAUACUUUGGAGACCCUUAUAUUGGUUGCCGACCGGAAUGCGUUUUGAGCACAGACUGUCCCAACGAUAAAGCGUGUAUUAGAAAUAAAUGCGUGGACCCUUGCCCGGGAGCUUGUGGUCAAAACGCGGUCUGCAAUAUUAUCAAUCAUAUACCAAUGUGCAGUUGCCCUCCAAAUACCAAUGGAAACGCUUUAAUCGUGUGUUCUCCUAUCCGAGUUCCUACGACGACGAGACCUUGCAACCCGUCCCCCUGCGGCCCGAACAGCAUAUGUAGAGAGGUGAACGAUCAAGCGGUGUGCACAUGUGCCCCAGAAUACCUUGGAACCCCGCCACUGUGUAGACCUGAAUGCACGAUCAGUGCAGAUUGCCGCAAGGAUCAAGCUUGCGUCAACCAGAAAUGUAGAAAUCCGUGUCCAGGAACGUGCGGUGUCCAGGCCAGCUGUUUGGUCGUCAACCAUAAUCCCAUUUGCUCUUGUCCGGAACGAUAUACUGGAGAUCCCUUCAUCCGAUGCGAAAUGAUCAAGGAAGUAAUAGUACCCACGAACCCUUGUCAGCCGUCACCCUGCGGUCCAUAUUCUCAGUGUCAAGUGACCAACGACACCCCGUCCUGUAGCUGCCUGCCCGAGUACACAGGCGUCCCGCCCAACUGCAAACCCGAGUGCAUAUCGAACCCCGAGUGCCCCAGCCACCAAACCUGCGUGCGACAGAAAUGCAGGGACCCGUGCCCGGGUCUCUGCGGCGAGAGUGCUGAAUGCCACGUGACUUACCACGUGCCCAACUGCGUUUGCCCGAACGGUUUCACCGGCGAUCCUUACACUCGUUGCACGAUAAUAACUCGCGACCCAGUUCAACCGUCGCCCUGCGCGGAAGGCGCUUGCGGCUCAAACGCGCUUUGCAGAGAACGAGACGGUCUCGGCGUUUGCUAUUGCCCCUCUGAAUACGUCGGCAAUCCGUACGUAGGCUGUAGACCCGAGUGCGUGAUUAACCCUGAUUGUCCGACGAAUCGAAUGUGCGUCCGAAACAAAUGCCAAGACCCGUGCCCCGGUACCUGCGGUCAAAACGCCGAAUGCUCGGUAGUUAAUCAUCAACCGUUCUGCAAUUGCCGGCCAGGAUUCACUGGCGACCCAUUUGUCGUGUGCAGCAUGGAUAUAAUAGUUCCCAGUAAAGAGAACGUAUGUAGCCCGUCACCCUGCGGCCCGAACAGUCAAUGCAAAGAGAUAUCCGGGCAAGCCGUGUGCUCGUGUCUCCCGACGUACGUAGGCACACCUCCUGGAUGUCGACCCGAGUGCGUAUCCAGCUCCGAGUGCCCCACCCAGCUUGCGUGCAAAGACUACAAAUGCGUGAACCCGUGCCCGAGCCCCUGCGGCCUGAACACCAAAUGUGUAGUCGUGAACCACAGCCCCAUAUGCAGUUGCAUGCCCGGAUACAGCGGAGAUCCUUUCACCAUUUGCUCACAGAUACCACCUGUGACCCCCGGUCCAACGGAAAAAGACCCUUGCGUGCCAUCUCCUUGCGGUAGCUUCGCCCAAUGCAGGAACAUACGUGAUUCCGCUGCUUGUAGCUGCUUGGAAGGCUAUACAGGCCAGCCUCCGAACUGUAGACCCGAGUGUACGAUCAAUUCCGAGUGCCAGAGCGACAUGGCCUGCAUCACAAUGAAAUGCAGAGACCCUUGCCCAGGCUCCUGCGGUUCCGGCGCGACCUGCGCCGUGGUUAAUCACAUUCCCGUGUGCAAUUGCCCCGAAGGUUUCACAGGAAACCCGUUCACCUCGUGCCAAUUAUUGCCAGCCACACCGGCUCCGGUGGAGGACGAAUGUACCCCGUCACCCUGUGGUCCCAAUGCCGAGUGCAUAAACGGUGUUUGCACGUGCCUGUCCGAGUUCCAAGGAAACCCGUACCUAGGAUGUCGACCUGAAUGCGUUCUAAACGCGGAUUGUCCCCGAGACAGGGCCUGCUUGCGUAACAAGUGCAUGGAUCCCUGCCCUGGAACCUGUGGCGUAAAUGCUAACUGUCUGGUUAUCAAUCACGUGCCCAUGUGCAGCUGCCCUGGAAACAUGACUGGAAACGCGUUCAGUCAAUGUAACCCUCUGCAAGAUAUGACACCCACCAACCCGUGUAGCCCGACACCCUGCGGAUCCAAUAGCGAGUGCAGAGUAGUAAACGGUCAGGCUGUGUGCUCUUGCAUCCGUGGAUUUUUAGGAAGCCCGCCCACCUGUAGACCCGAGUGCGUAGUGAGCACAGACUGUCCGCAGAACGAGGCCUGUUCCAAUCAGAGGUGUAUGAACCCUUGUCCAGGAACCUGCGGAAUCGGAGCCAAGUGCAAUGUCGUCAAUCAUAAUCCCAUCUGCAGCUGUCCCGUCCGUUACACCGGCGAUCCGUUUAUCCAGUGCAUACCUUUCUUGGAAGAACCAGUAGUAGACCCUUGCCAACCAUCACCCUGCGGCCCGAAUUCUCAGUGUCAAGUGAUCAACGACUCUCCCUCGUGCUCCUGUUUACCCGGCUUUUCUAGCAGUCCUCCCAACUGUCGCCCAGAAUGCGUCAGCAACAGCGAGUGCCCUACUCAAUUGGCCUGCAUCAAUCAGAAGUGUAGAGACCCGUGCACAGGAUCUUGCGGAGCCGGUGCCAACUGUUACGUUGUCAGUCACACCCCUAUGUGCACAUGUCUGAACGGUUACACGGGUGAUCCCUUCACCCAAUGCGUUUUCAAAGAACCGACAGUUAUUCCUAUGUCCGUCGACCCGUGCAAUCCAUCCCCUUGCGGCUCGAACGCCGUUUGCAAAGAACUGAACGGUGCAGGAUCGUGCACCUGCAUUUCUAAUUAUAUUGGAAACCCGUACGAAGGAUGUCGACCGGAAUGUCUUCUGAAUUCCGAUUGCCCCGCCAAUCAAGCUUGCAUGAAUAACAAAUGCAGAGACCCUUGCCCUGGAACCUGUGGUCGCAACGCAGAAUGUCACGUUGUAAAUCAUUUACCGGUGUGCGAAUGCUAUCCUAGGUUCACCGGAAACGCGUUCGUUCUCUGUUCACCCAUGCCAGAAGUUGAUCAAGCGAUAAGUCGCCCCUGUAAUCCAUCCCCCUGCGGGCCCAACAGUCAAUGCAGAGCGAUCAAUGGCCAAUCGGUUUGCUCUUGUCUACCCGAUUUGAUCGGCAGCCCACCGUAUUGUAGACCCGAAUGCACGGGCAGCGCCGAGUGUGCCCCGAAUCUGGCUUGUAUCAAUCAGAAAUGCAGCAACCCUUGCCCCGGAUCGUGUGGCUCGAACACGAGAUGCGAAACGAUCAAUCAUAAUGCUAUAUGCGCUUGCCAACCCGGUUUCACUGGUGACCCACUCGUUGCAUGUUUCGACUUGAUAAUGGAUAAACCUUCACCUAACGUGCCAUCAUACGUAAACCCCUGCGUACCAUCUCCCUGUGGGCCCUAUUCCGAAUGUCGCGAUAUAAACGGUCAAGCAUCAUGUGCCUGUUCGUCAGAUUACAUGGGAACACCGCCGAAUUGCAGGCCAGAGUGUGUACGAAAUUCAGAAUGUCCUAGUAAUCAAGCUUGCAUUCAGAGGAAGUGUCGUUACCCUUGCGAAGGAGUUUGCGGUGUAGGCGCCCAGUGUUCUGUGAUAAAUCACACGCCUAUUUGCACGUGCCCCGAAGGAUUUUCUGGAGAUCCUUUCACUAGAUGCUCGCCCGCUCCAGUGAUAGAAAUGGAUAGACCUGUGGAUUCUUGUGCAAAUUGUGGCGCGAACACUCAGUGUCUCGGCGGAGUUUGCACCUGUUUGCCAGAGUAUCAGGGAGACCCUUAUCAGGGCUGCCGUCCAGAAUGCGUUCUCAAUAUGGAUUGCCCCAGAGAUCGCGCUUGUAUCAGGAACAAGUGUAACGACCCGUGCGCUGGUACUUGUGGCCAGAACGCCUUGUGCUCCAUCGUGAAUCAUAUCCCGAUUUGUACCUGCCCGCCCGGAACUUCAGGAAACGCAUUCGUAAUUUGCUCUACCGUUCAAGUACAAACGCCCAAAGACCCGUGCAACCCGUCACCCUGCGGACCAAAUAGUCAGUGCAGGAAGAUAAACGAUCAAGCUGUCUGCUCUUGCAUCCCUGGUUACUUGGACAUGCCACCGAAUUGCCGUCCCGAAUGUAUUCUUAGCUCGGACUGUCCUUCGAAUAUGGCUUGUAACAAUCAGAAAUGCGUGGAUCCCUGUCCAGGAACUUGCGGAAUCAGAGCAGAAUGCGUGGUCGUUAAUCACAAUCCAAUCUGUAGCUGCCCGUCCGACCUAACUGGCGAUCCCUUCACUACGUGUGUCAGGAGACCUGAAGAACCUCAGGUAACGAACUCAUGCUUGCCGUCUCCUUGCGGCCCGAACAGUCGCUGCCAAGUGAUAAACAAUUCUCCAUCAUGUUCCUGUCUACCCGAAUUCCUCGGUUCCCCACCGAACUGUAAACCAGAGUGCGUCAGCAAUAGCGAGUGCGCCACUAACUUAGCUUGCAUAAAUCAAAAAUGUCGUGAUCCAUGCCCUGGUUCUUGCGGUGCAAAUUCCGAGUGCCGAGUGGUCAGUCAUACACCUAUGUGCGUUUGUUCUUACGGCUUCGUUGGCGACCCGUUCGUCCAAUGUUUUGCAAGACCAGAAGUUAUGACGGAAGACGUGGAGCAACCAACCCCAUGCAUUCCAUCCCCUUGUGGUUCGAACGCUAGGUGCAACGAAUUAAACGGCGCAGCUUCUUGCACUUGUCUUCCGGAUUACAUUGGCAAUCCUUACGAAGGUUGCCGACCGGAAUGCAUCAUCAAUUCUGACUGUACAGCCGAUCAGGCUUGCAUCAGGUCCAAAUGUCAGAACCCUUGUCCAGGGUUCUGCGGUUUUAACGCUGUCUGCCAAGUCAUCAAUCACGCACCGAUGUGCACUUGUCAAUUCGGAUACACCGGAGAUCCGUUCGGACAGUGCAACGUCGUUCAAGAACUGCCGAAACCAGCAGAUCCGUGCAAUCCGUCUCCAUGUGGCUUGAACAGUCAAUGUCGGGAGUCCAAUGGGCAAGCUAUUUGUUCGUGUCUGCCUACGUUCUUGGGUAGCCCACCGAUCUGCCGGGCAGAGUGUAUAGCCAGCUCGGACUGUGCCACGAAUCGCGCGUGCAAGAACCGCAAAUGCGUGGACCCUUGCCCCGGAGUCUGUGGCAUCAACGCGAGAUGCGAGACGAUCAAUCACAGCCCGAUUUGUAGUUGCAAUUCAGGACAUACCGGCGAUCCGUUCGUUAGAUGUUUCCGAGUUCCUAUUCCAGCCGAACCAGUGAACCCAUGUGUACCUUCACCCUGUGGCCCGUUCUCUAUAUGCCGCGUUCUUACGGAAACUCCCAGCUGUUCUUGCAUGGACAAUUACAUAGGAUCACCGCCGAACUGUCGACCAGAAUGUACUAUAGAUUCGGAAUGCGCCAGUAACAGAGCUUGUCUCCGGCAGAAGUGUACAGACCCUUGUCCAGGUUCAUGUGGCACGGGAGCUCAGUGCUUAGUAGUGAACCACAUGGCAGUAUGCAUUUGUCCUCAGGGUUACACUGGCGAUCCGUUUGUCAAUUGCUUCUUGGAAUCUCCUCCUUCACCACCGGUUCCCCAAGACGCUUGCAAUCCUUCACCGUGCGGUUCCAAUGCGGUUUGUCGCGAUGGUACUUGCACUUGUAUACCGGACUACCGAGGAGAUCCAUACUAUGGCUGUCGACCAGAAUGCGUUCAGAAUCCAGAUUGUCCUUUGGAUAGGGCCUGUAACCGCAACAGGUGUUUCGACCCUUGCACUGGUGUUUGCGGUCAGAACGCUGAGUGCGUGGUCAUAAAUCACACACCUAUGUGCAACUGUCCCGAUGGCAUGUCCGGAAACGCAUUCACCGCGUGUUAUCCGGUUAUGGACCCAAUAGUAGCAGAACCCUGCAAUCCGUCACCCUGUGGUCCGAAUAGUAGGUGUCAAAACAUCGGCGGGCAAGCUGUCUGCUCCUGUGCCUCCGAUUAUAUCGGGAGCCCUCCUGCCUGUCGACCAGAGUGUCUAGUCAACAGCGACUGUCCUUUGAACGAGGCCUGUGUCAAUCUGAAGUGUAGGGAUCCGUGUCCAGGGUCUUGCGGAGUGUCAGCCAGAUGUCAAGUGGUCAAUCACAAUCCCAUUUGCAGUUGUCCACCAGUAUUCACCGGCGAUCCUUUCGUGCGCUGUUUCCCGAGACCCGAGGAACCCGUGCAACCGACGAACCCAUGUGAACCAUCACCCUGCGGUCCUAAUUCGUUCUGUCAAGUGAUCAACGAUUCUCCAUCGUGUACGUGCAGGCCGGAGUUCAUUGGAGCUCCUCCAAAUUGUAGACCUGAGUGCGUCAGCAACAGCGAGUGUGGCAGUCAAUUAGCGUGCAUCAACCGGAAAUGCAGAGACCCUUGUCCUGGUUCCUGCGGAUCGAACGCCGAGUGCCGUGUCGUGAAUCACGUCCCCGCGUGCACUUGCGCGAAGGACUACACGGGAGAUCCUUUCGUUCAAUGCAUUCUCAGGCAACCGACGACGAUGACUCCAGUCCGGCCUUGUCAGCCGUCACCGUGCGGAGCUAAUGCCAUUUGCCGAGAGCAGAAUGGCCUCAGCUCCUGCACCUGCCUACUCGAGUACAUCGGCAAUCCAUAUGAAGGAUGCCGACCGGAAUGCACUCGAUCGACAGACUGUCCUUCUCAUCUGGCUUGCAUUAGAUCGAAAUGCCAGAAUCCUUGUCCCGGUUCCUGCGGUGCGAACACCAAUUGUCAGGUGGUGAACAAUCUACCUGUGUGCACUUGUAUACCUCAAUACACCGGUGAUCCUUACGUAAACUGCGCGUACAAAAUUCCGACACUUGAAGAAAAAGACAGGGACGUGUGCCAACCGUCCCCCUGCGGUCCAAACAGCCAAUGCCAGAACGUGAAUGGUCAAGCAGUAUGCUCCUGUUUACCUCAAUACGUAGGAACUCCUCCAAACUGCAGGCCUGAAUGCGUAGUCAACUCGGAAUGCAAUUCGAAUUUGGCUUGCGUCAACCAGAAGUGUAGAGAUCCUUGCCCAGGCACCUGUGGUCGCAACGCUCGAUGUAAGGUCGUUCAUCACAGCCCCAUUUGCAGCUGCGGACAGGAUUUAACAGGAGAUCCAUUCGUUUACUGCUUCGCUUUACCAACACCGAAACCGGAAGAUCAGUACCCGAAAGACCCAUGCGUUCCGUCUCCCUGUGGACCGAACGCGAUGUGCAAAGCGAUUGGUGACACCCCAGUGUGCACAUGCAUAAACAACUACAUCGGAAUGCCACCUAAUUGUCGACCGGAGUGUUCGAUAAAUUCAGAUUGCACAGCGAACAGAGCUUGCAUUCGAGAGAAGUGCAGAGAUCCUUGCCCAGGGUCCUGCGGCUUGAACGCCCGUUGCACGAUCGUCAACCACACGCCAGCUUGCACCUGUCCGGAAGGAUACACCGGUGAUCCUUUCACCAGUUGCUCACCAAACCCUCCACCAUCCAUCAUGGAAUCUCCAUCGGAUCCGUGCAACCCAUCACCCUGCGGACCAAACGCGCAGUGCGAUAACGGUGCCUGUAGUUGUAUACCCGGUUACUUGGGAGACCCGUACACCAUUUGUCGUCCCGAGUGCGUUAUAAACACGGACUGUCCUCGGAACGAAGCUUGCAUACUGCACAAAUGCAGAAAUCCAUGCGUGGGAACUUGCGGACUGAGCGCUGAGUGCAAUGUAAUCAAUCAUCUACCUAUGUGCAGCUGUCCGAGAGAUACGACAGGCAAUGCUUUCGUUUCGUGUAGCCCAUUCCAAGAAACGAGUACAACCGACCCGUGCAAUCCAUCGCCGUGCGGUCCGAACAGCCACUGCCGAUCCUCCAAUGGUCAAGCCGUAUGCAGCUGCGUGACUGGAUUCAAGGGUGUACCACCGUCCUGUAGACCAGAGUGCAUAGUCAGCUCUGAUUGUCCUCGCAACCGAGCUUGCAGCAAUCAGAAAUGCAUAGACCCUUGCCUCGGUGCUUGCGGAUUGUCCGCGCAGUGUUCCGUGAUCAAUCACAAUCCCGUGUGCAGCUGCUUCGAGCAGUACACCGGGGACCCAUUCGUUCAAUGCGUCCCACAAACAAAAGAGCCAGAAGUCCCGGUAAACCCCUGCCAACCAUCACCCUGCGGCCCGAAUGCCCAAUGCCGCGUGAUCAACGGCGCACCCUCUUGUUCCUGUCUGCCUGAAUUCACGGGCACCCCGCCAAACUGCAAACCCGAGUGCGUGAGCAACACCGAAUGCCCGACGAGCCAAGCUUGCAUCAAUCAGAGAUGCAGAGACCCGUGCCCCGGUUCCUGCGGCAGGAACACUGAAUGCAGGACGAUAAGCCACACCCCCAUGUGCACUUGCGUUAAUUCAUUCACAGGAAACCCGUUCGUACAAUGCACACCCCAACCAAUUGAAGAUAUUCCAGAAAAAACAAACCCGUGUCAGCCGUCCCCCUGCGGUCCAAACGCCGUUUGCCGCGAGUCUUACGGCUCUGCCCAAUGCACCUGUUUACCCGAUUUCUACGGCAACCCAUACGAAAAUUGUAGACCAGAAUGUCUUAUCAAUUCCGAUUGUCCGUUUAACCGAGCUUGCAUAAGGAACAAGUGUCAGGAUCCCUGUCCCGGCACCUGCGGCUUCAAUGCCGAGUGCCAGGUGGUCAAUCACAUCCCGGCAUGCAGUUGCAGUUCAGGUUACACCGGCGAUCCGUUUAGAUAUUGCAAUCUACUACUUCAACAGGAGCCUCCUGUACCAAGCUCCAACCCAUGCGAACCAUCACCCUGCGGACCCAACAGCCAGUGCCGCAACUUGAACGGUCAAGCCAGUUGCUCCUGUUUGCCCGAUUUUAAAGGCACUCCGCCCAGAUGUAGACCAGAGUGCGUAGUGAGCUCGGAGUGCCCCAGUAAUAGGGCUUGCGUGAAUCAGAAAUGUAUUGACCCUUGCCCCGGUGUCUGCGGAAUCGACGCGAGGUGUGAGACUUUCCAUCACAGCCCCAUUUGUAGCUGCGGCGUCGAUCAGACGGGAGAUCCAUUCGUAAAAUGCUUUGACGUUACCACAACUGGUCCUCUUGUACCCGUGAACCCCUGCGUUCCGUCGCCCUGCGGCCCGUUCUCGCAAUGCCAAUAUUCAGGAGGUGUUCCAUCCUGCUCCUGCUUACCAAAUUACGUAGGCUCGGCACCCAAUUGUAGACCGGAGUGUACCAUUAACUCGGACUGCACCAGUGACAAGGCUUGCGUCAGAGAGAAGUGCAGAGACCCGUGCCCUGGUUCUUGUGGAACAAAUGCCCUGUGCACUGUUAUCAAUCACACGCCUGCGUGCACUUGCCCCAGAGACUAUACCGGAGACCCGUUCACCAAUUGCCGUUUCAUGCCCACGUCGGUACUCCCAGCAUCCUCAGACCCGUGCAACCCGUCACCCUGUGGACCCAAUGCUCUCUGCACCGGAGACGGUGUAUGCAGUUGCAUGAACGAUUACCGUGGUGAUCCUUAUCAAGGCUGCAGACCAGAAUGUGUUCAGAAUUCUGAUUGCAAUUACAACAGAGCUUGCUCCAACAAUAAAUGCGUGGAUCCGUGCGUAGGAAUCUGUGGCCAGAACGCUGAGUGCGUUGUCGUGAACCAUAUUCCCACGUGCAGUUGUGUGCGAGACUUUGAAGGAGAUCCGUUCGCCCUCUGUAGACCCGUUCAAAAACGCGUGAAACCGUGCGAACCCUCGCCUUGCGGACCCAACAGCAUUUGCCGCGAGUUCGGCGAACAAGCGUCCUGCUCCUGCCUCCCUGGAUACUUCGGAACUCCACCCAGCUGCAGACCCGAGUGUCUGGUCAACUCUGACUGCGAGCAGAGCAGAGCUUGCGUGAACGAGCGUUGCCAAAACCCCUGCGAGAACGCUUGCGGUCAGGGUGCACUGUGCACCGUGCGAAAUCACAACCCUAUUUGCAGUUGCCCCGUUCAGUAUUCCGGUGAUCCGUUCGUCAGCUGUUUCCCCAUGAAACCGCAAUACGAAGAACCCAGCCAGGACCCGUGCAAACCCUCGCCAUGUGGACCGAACUCCCAAUGCACAGUGUCGUCAGAUAAUAAAGCCUCCUGUGCCUGUAUGCCCGAGUUCGUAGGCUCGCCUCCCAACUGUAGACCCGAAUGCCUUGUGAACAGCGAGUGCCCCGGAAAUCGAGCCUGCGUUAAGCAGAAGUGUACCGAUCCCUGUUCCGGACUCUGCGGCGCUAAUGCGCUCUGCCAAGUCACCCUGCAUUACAUCCGUUGCGCGUGUCCCGAGGGAUACACCGGGGACCCAUUCACUGUUUGUUCCGUGGCCAAGACACCCGAGCCGCGACCAGUGCCGUCGAGACCGUGCAGUCCUUCACCUUGCGGAGUCAAUGCCUAUUGUAGAGAGAGGUAUAACACCGCGUACUGUGAGUGUCUGCCGGACUUCAGAGGAAAUCCAUACGAAGGUUGUCAACCGGAGUGUUUGGUGAACACCGAGUGUCCGAAGUCUCAGGCUUGCAUCAGGACCAAGUGCCAGGAUCCUUGUCCUGGUACUUGCGGCGUGGGAGCAAUCUGCACCGUGUCCAAUCACAUUCCCAUCUGCUCUUGCCCAGCACCUACCAUUGGAGACGCGUUCACAAUUUGUCAAGCCGUUGCCGAAGGUCCCAAAGAAACGGAUCCUUGUUCGCCAUCUCCAUGCGGACCGAAUACGAUCUGCGAUAAGGUGGGCGACACAGCCGUCUGCAAGUGCCUACCCGGUCUUCAAGGAAUACCCUCGAGCAUCACAGGUUGUCAUCCAGAGUGCGUAAUCAGUUCGGACUGUCCCGGAGACAAGGCGUGCAUCAAUAAUAAAUGCAUCAACCCCUGUUCGCAAAACGUGUGCGGUAUCAAGGCUGUUUGCAAAGCGAUCAAUCAUAGUCCGCUAUGCAGCUGCCCGACCCCGUUAAUUGGAAAUCCAUUCGAGGAAUGUUACACGAAAAUUGAAAUUGACCCCUGCAAUCCAUCUCCGUGCACUUAUAACGGCGAGUGCAGAGUCAGAAACGGUGUCGCGGUGUGUAUUUACCCGGAAUGCGUUAUCAAUUCCGAUUGUCCUCGAGACAGAGCUUGCUUCGCGCAAAGGUGCAAAGACCCUUGCAUCGGCGCUUGCGGAGUCAACUCGCUUUGUCAGACCGUGAACCACAAGCCCGUCUGCUCGUGUCCGCCUGGAUUCACUGGAAAUGCUCGAAUACAGUGCAUGAUUCCAACUGUUGAAGAACCAGUUCCGGAGUGUAUUCAAAAUUCGGAAUGCCCGAACGAUAAGACUUGUUACAACCAGAAAUGCAUCGACCCUUGCACUCUCGAUUCGUGUGGCUACAACAGCCGCUGCCACGUGCAACUCCACCGAGCUGUAUGCGUUUGCAACGAAGGCUUCACCGGCAGUCCUCAUCAAUACUGUGGCGCAAUUGGUUGCCGAGGGGAUAGUGAGUGUCCGUUGACGCAGUCCUGUAUAAACAACGAGUGCGUGGACGCUUGUUCCGUUACGCAGUGCGGCGUCAACGCACUAUGCAGAUCCGACGGCUUCCAUAGGCCAAGGUGUUACUGUCUGGAUGGUUACCUAGGAAAUCCAUAUCAAGGAUGCGAGAGGCCAGAAUGCACUAGCGACAAUGACUGUCCAACUUCGUUGGCGUGUCGUGAUUCGAGAUGCGUGAAUCCUUGCAACUGUCCACCCGCAGCGCAGUGUUCAGUGAUCAAUCAUCGCGCAAGCUGCCGAUGUCCACCGGGUUACACGGGUGAUCCGUACACCUCGUGUCUAAUGGAACCGAUUGACUUGCAGCCGCAGUGCAGGGUUGACGGUGACUGUCCGAGUAAACUGGGCUGUUUCAAUGGAGUUUGCAAAGAUCCAUGCGUGGAGAUAAAACCCUGCAUCGCUGGUGCCAAGUGUUCCGUCGUGAAUACUUUGCCAAUGAGAACUAUGGUCUGCGAGUGUCUACCGAAUUACGCAGGCGACGCGACUGUUGCUUGCAUUCCAGUGGACAAACAAAUCGAGGCGAUCUGCAAAACCGAUUCGCAAUGCGCUACCAAUACGGUUUGCCUGAACGAGAAAUGUAUCAACCCGUGCAUCAUUAAUCCAUGCGCACCGAACGCGGAUUGCUCCGUGGAGAAUCAUUAUCGUCAGUGUCACUGCUCUCGCGGUACCGCCGGCGAUCCGUUCGUCAACUGUUACAGGGACACCGACACUUUCCCAGAGUGCACAACGAACCAAGACUGCGCAACCAAUCAAGCCUGCAUCAAUCAACUGUGUCAAAAUCCAUGCGUUAGCACUCAGUGCGGCCUAAACGCGGACUGCAUCACCGUCAAUCAUCAUCCAACUUGUCAUUGCCAGCCAAACUUCGCCGGGGAUCCUCAAGUGCAGUGUUACAAGCCUGAGUGCAAAUCGGACAGCGACUGUCCUUAUGACAAGACAUGUCAGAACAACAACUGCAUCACACCGUGCCUUGUUGGAGACAUCGCCUGCGGCCGAGGCGCGGAGUGCAUCGCAGUUUCUCACAGGGCCCAGUGCGUCUGCCCACGAGGCACUCAAGGCGACCCACGCUUUGCUUGUAUAUCUACUGUCUGCCAUUACAACGAGGACUGUGCUGAUCAUGAAGCUUGCGAUAGAUUGAACAGAGUUUGCAGGCCGGUAUGCGACGAUGAUACUUGCGGCGACGGUGCUAAUUGUAUUGCCAGAGAACAUCAGCCCAAAUGUGUCUGUCCUCUGGGAAGCUCUGGAAAUCCGUACAUUGAGUGCACUGGCGUGUCCGUCGAACCCGAGUGCAAAUCGGACAGUGAUUGCCCACCGAAUUUGGCUUGCAUCAAUGGAAGAUGCCAAGACCCUUGCCUGUCCUCGCCCAUGUGCACCGGAGACCAAGAAUGCGAAGUAUUGAACACUCUACCCCUUCGUACAAUGAUCUGCAGCUGUCCACCAAAUACUGUCACCGACGUGAAUGGAUUGUGUAAGAAGAUCGUGUUCGAAGACGUACAAUGUCAUCAGGAUCAGGAUUGCAACAAUUCCGAUAAGUGCGUGUCCGGGACUUGCAUCGAGGCUUGUCUCACCACCCAGUGUGGAUUGAAUGCUCAAUGCAAGGCCUCGUCUCAUACUGGAAUCUGUCAGUGCCCAUCCGAAUUUAGUGGCAAUCCUUACAUCGAAUGUGCCCGAGUUUCUAUCACGGAGCGACCACCACCCAGUCCAGAAUGCUAUUCCAACAGCGAAUGUCCUACUGAUCGACAAUGUCUCAAUUUCUUCUGCGUGAACCCUUGCGUGCUCGGGGAAACGUGCGGCAGGAACGCGUUGUGCUACGUGGACAACUAUACUCCAGUUUGCAGAUGUCCUGCAAAUUAUGACGGCGAUCCACGGAUCAACUGCAUACCACCUCAGAUCGUAGCCGAAUGUACGUCCAACAGCGAGUGCGCGGGUAAUGCCGCAUGUGUAAACAACUUGUGCAUCAAUCCGUGCAACUGUGGCCCGAACGCUAAGUGCAACGUCGUGGAUCAUUAUCCAUCCUGCGUUUGCCCGCCAGGAUACUCUGGAAAUCCUCAACUGGGUUGCUUCAAAUUGGACUGUGAAUCGGACAGCGAGUGUAACAAUGCAGCGACGUGUUACAACGGCCAGUGCGUUAAUCCAUGCAUCCUGGAGAACAAGUGCGCGAUAAACGCAGAAUGUUACGGUCACAACCAUCGUGCGACUUGUCGCUGCGGGCCGGGUUACUUAGGAAAUCCGGAAGUGCACUGCGAGAGAGUGGAGUGCAGCGCUGAUCAUGAUUGCCCGCGGAAUCUGGCCUGCAGCAGCGGGCGCUGCGUGAAUCCUUGCGCCGAGGAUUCACCGUGCGCUCAGAACGCGAUUUGCUACGUCCAGGAUCACGUGGCCACAUGUCGCUGCCCGGAGAACAUCCCCAUCGGAAACCCGUAUUCUUACUGCACGCAUCGUCCCACGACGGAGUUCGACGAGCCCGAGUGCAGAAUCGACAUCGACUGCGCUGAUAAAUUAAUUUGUGUCAAGAACCGAUGCAUCGACCCUUGCCCGGUUAUCAAACCGUGCUUGGAGAACGCGCGGUGCAAUGUUUUGGACACUGUUCCUGUGAGGACGAUGACGUGCACGUGUCCCGAAGGUUGGACCACUGACGUCGACGGCGUUUGUAGACCAAUCCAAAUAACAGCAAUUGGAACCUGUACGACGAACGACGAAUGCAGAGACACGGAAGCCUGCAUUAAUAGACAAUGCAGGAACCCAUGCAACUGCGGUUCGAACGCCGUUUGCUACGUGCGAAAUCACAAACCCAUCUGUUCUUGCCAAGAGGGCUACCAAGGCAAUCCAGACAUCGCUUGUUAUUCCGUCGAGUGCAGAAGGGACAGCGAGUGCGCGUUAGGCAAAACCUGCAUAAACAACAACUGUGUGAAUCCUUGCCUAGUUUCCGACACUUGCGGCGUGAAUGCUGAGUGCUUCCCUAACAACCACAAAGGCGACUGUCGUUGCCGUAAGGGCUACCACGGGAAUCCGUUGGACCGCUGCAGGGUGAUCGGCUGCUACAGCAACGGAGAUUGUCCUGGAGAUCACUCUUGCGUCAACAUGCAAUGCGUGAACCCAUGCGUGCACAGCAACCCUUGCUCGGCUCGAGCCGAAUGCCGAGUAUUCAACCAUUUGCCUGUCUGUCGCUGCCCACCGCGUCAUACCGGCAAUCCUUAUGUGAAUUGUAAACCGGAAGAGAGGCCGGAGUGUAAGGAAGAUACCGACUGUCCGAAUCUGUUGGCUUGCUUUAACAAUAAAUGCCAGAACCCUUGCACCGCGGUGCAACCGUGCACGGAUCCAUCGGAGUGCAGAGUCCUGCCAACGUCUCCGGUUCGCACGAUGGUCUGCGUGUGUCCCAGCGGGUACGUCAGCAGCGGUAACGGUACCUGUCGUCCCACGAAGCCCAUUCUACAGGUCGAGUGUACCAGAGAUAGCGAUUGUCCAUCGGAGAGAUCAUGCGUGAAUGCUGUGUGCCGAAAUCCUUGCGCCUGUGGUCCCAACGCGGACUGCAGCGUCGUCAACCAUAAACCGAUCUGCUCUUGCAUUCUGGGAUACGAUGGGAACCCCGACUUGGCGUGCACGAAAGUUGCCGGAUGCCGCACGGAUGGUGACUGCAGCGGAUCGCACGCGUGCGUGCAGCACAACUGCGUUCCAGUGUGUUCGCCGUCGUUCUCCACCUGCGGAAAAGGCGCCGAAUGUCACGGUAUCAAUCACAAGGCUAUCUGCGAGUGCCCACCGGGAUAUGGAGGCAAUCCGAGGGUCUCUUGCGUUCUCCUCGGUUGUAAGAGCAAUUCUGAUUGCCCUACGAACAAGGCUUGUGUCAACAAUCGCUGUGAAAACCCGUGCACGAUCAACCCUUGCACUGGAAAUAUGGAAUGCAACGUGUACAAUCAUGUAAUAGAAUGCGCUUGUCCUCCUGGCUACGUCGGAGACGCCAAAGUUGGAUGCACUAAAUUAAUAGAAAAAUGUAAGGCGGAUAACGAAUGUCCGUCGCAAACUGCCUGCUUCAACGGGGAGUGCAUCAACCCUUGCGUGAAAAUUGGACCAUGCGGAGUAAAUGCUGAUUGCAAAGUACUUGACACGUCUCCGGUGAGGACUAUGAUCUGCGAGUGUAUUCCUGGAUACAGAGGAAACGCGGUCGUUCGAUGCGAUAAAACCAAUGUAUGUCCGGUGGAGAAAGGUGAAAUUAUUGACGAAUAUGGAAACUGUAUCUGUCCGCCUGGGUCGGCUAAGGAUGAAACAGAAGUCUGUGUUCCGUGUCGCAAACAGUCCGGUAUGAUUAUCAACGAGGAAGGUUACUGCGUGUGUGCUUUGGAGAAUGGCAUGAUCAUUGACGAAUACGGUCGCUGCGUCUGCCCGACUCAGCACGGAUACAGAUUGGACAUUAAUGGAUAUUGUAGAUUAGUGGAUAUAGUCGAGUGCAGGCACGACGACGACUGUGCUGACAAUAGAUACUGUGAUAAGACCAGCCAGACUUGCGAGGAUCCUUGCGGGAAUCAACUGUGCGGUCUCUAUGCACUCUGCAAUGUUACUCGUCAUCAAGCAAUUUGCAUUUGCAUUAACGGCUAUAUUGGCAAUGCUUACACUCAGUGUUAUGACAGAAACCGAUGGCGCACUGAUUUCCCAAGACCAGAGAUGGUAGUCAGUUGUUUGUCGGAUGGGGUGCAAGUCGAGAUACAUCUUCAUGAUCAAGAAUUCGACGGUGUUCUCUAUGUGAAAGGCCACAGCAAGGACGAACAGUGCAGAAGAGUUGUCUCCAUUCCCGCAGAAACAAUGCACAAGACAGAAAUAUUCAAGGUGGCGUUUGGAAAUUGUGGACUGAUACACGUGAACGGACAAGCGAGCUUCGUACUUGUCAUACAAAAACACCCGAAACUGAUGACAUACAAGACCCAAGCUUAUCACAUAAAAUGCAUAUACCAAACCGGAGAACAGAACGUCACCCUCGGCUUCAACGUUUCGAUGUUAACUACCGCUGGAACUAUCGCCAACACCGGUCCACCGCCAGUAUGUUUAAUGAAAAUCGUCACUCAGAAUGGGAACGAGAUCAAUUCCGCCGAAAUUGGAGAUAACUUGAUGUUGCAAGUCGAAGUUCAACCUUCCACAAUCUACGGCGGGUUCGCUCGAAAUUGCGUGGCCAAGACGAUGGAAGACAACAUGGAGAAUGAGUACAUUGUAACUGAUGAAAACGGUUGCGCGACAGACCCGACGAUAUUUGGAGAAUGGGAACAGAAUCCCGAGACGCAGACUUUAAUGGCCAGCUUCAACGCAUUUAAGUUCCCAAGCAGCGAUAACAUUCGAUUCCAAUGCAACAUCCGCGUUUGCUUUGGACGCUGCCAACCCGUGAAUUGCCGAGGAUACAAUGCGUUCGGUCGUCGCCGCCGAGACGUGACGUCCGAGUCAAACGACACAUCCCUAAGUGUCACGGACGGGUACGAAGGACAACUUCGAGAAGAAAUUACAAUCCAGUCGAAUUUGAUAUUCACUCUGGAGAGGAGAGAAGAGAGGUUCACAGCAGAUCCGGCUGAAAUCGCUUCGGCUCAAAGAGUGGAAGACAUAUGCGUAUCUAUGGUCGGCUUUGUGAUAGCGUUAGUAAUCACAGCACUCCUGGCACUAGUCGCCGUAGCUAUCGCCGUAUCCUGCUGGCUAAUGGCGUACCGUCGCCAGCCAAAGACUGCUGGACCACUGCCACAUCCACCAGAGUUCCCAAACCCGUUGUUUACUACCGAAUCUGUAGCUGAACCGUCUCCUGAUUAUCACCAAUCAUAAGUUCUCUAGGAUAAUUAUUAUAUUUUAACGUAAUUUUACGAUUAUUCUCAAUAUGGAAUGCAGAACAGACCACGUACUCUUCUUUCUCCUCGCUGGUCGGUCUUGUAUUUCUGUGAACGACUCCUCCAGUGGCUGACCUUUCCGUUACUUCCCUAUUGAGAGUUCACGAAGAGCGUACGAUCAUUGUUAUAUAUACCCCGAAUCACAACGUAGAUAAACACUAUAAAUAUAGAUAGAGAGCGCGUGAGAGAGAAACGUUUACUAUUUAUGGUGAUGGUUCGCUUCCAUUAUCUACACACGAGAGAAUUUUGUCUUCCGGUCUAUCGUUUCUAUUCCUCCCUUAUUUAGUCACUGGAGGAUUCGUUAUUGCGUAACACAGCGAAUUUAAUUCCCGUGUAAAGUCGAACGAAUUAGUCUAAUAUAGCUUUCUUACUUCGAGCGUAGGUAACUGUACAUUUUUUAUCUAAUAAAGCGCUAAUGUAAUAUUUUUAAAA